AUGGCUUUCGCUUGGAAAACCGCAGGCAUCAGUUAUCUCCAAUACGCGCAGAUAUGUGCAAGAGCAGUUCGGAAUGCUUUAAAGGAGGAACAACGCGUGAUUGCACAACGUCGUGACGAACAAGGACUAAAAUUUGCGAAAUGGGAAGCAGGAAAACAGGGAGAAGUGAAAAACGUAGAAUUUUUAAGAUCAGAAUGA
This is a messenger RNA of Ambispora leptoticha, 198 nucleotides long. Lineage: Eukaryota; Fungi; Glomeromycota; Glomeromycetes; Archaeosporales; Ambisporaceae. The record is from the annotation of a GenBank genome assembly.